This is a messenger RNA of Selaginella moellendorffii, 1873 nucleotides long. RefSeq names its product spore coat protein A-like. The transcript is spliced from 2 exons. Gene Ontology annotation, molecular function: copper ion binding; oxidoreductase activity. The record is from RefSeq and is a predicted model, not a curated record. NCBI's taxonomy places the organism in Eukaryota, Viridiplantae, Streptophyta, Lycopodiopsida, Selaginellales, Selaginellaceae. The coding region runs from base 31 to 1809 and encodes 592 amino acids.
GAUCACAUUCUUUCUGUUCUGUGGAUUGGGAUGGCGGUCCAAAAACUGGUGUUGCUUGCGGUUGUAGCAGCUUGCAUCUUUGCAAUCACAGGAGCCCAGAAUGCAACGCAGCAGUGCCUCAACUUGGAUGCCUCCCCUGUUUUGGAAAGAUUCGUUGAUCAUGUUCCAGUUAUGCGAAGAAUCAAUCUCACCAGAACAAGCAGCUCAAGGCCACUCAUCAUCCGCGCAUUCAAAGUCCAGAGGAAACUCCACAGGGAUUUACCACCCACAACCGUGUACGCUUUUGGUAGAACCUCCGCGCAAGCCUCGGUGCCAGGCCCAACCCUCGUAGCAUUCAAGAACAAGCGAGCUUUCGUGCGCUGGUCGAACAACAUCACCGAUGCCAAUCACUUGCUCGCGGUCGAUCCCACGCUGGACCGCGCCCAGCCCCGAGUUGGAGUUCCACUCGUCGUCCAUCUCCACGGAGGAGAGACCGCGCCCCCCUACGACGGCCACCCGGAUGCCUGGAUCACAAAUGGUGGCGAGCGAGGCCCGAAUUUCACCACCAACGUCUUCCGGUACGACAAUGCGCAGCCCUCCACUCUGCUCUGGUACCACGAUCACUCCUUCGGCUACACGCGCUUGAGCGUCGCCGCUGGCCUCGCGGGACUCUAUCACAUCAUCGGAAACGAUGAUCCCUCCUGGCUCCCGGGAUCGCUCAGGGAGAACAGCGAUGGCAGCCAGAACCCAUUCAUCCACGACUUGGUCCUCCAGGAUCGCCAGUUCUUCCCCAACGGCAGCAUCAAUUAUCCCACCCUGGGAUGGUCAUUCACAGUCUCUGUCCAUCCAAACUGGUGCCCGGACUACUUUGGCGACACCAUGCUCGUCAAUGGCAUGAUCUGGCCAUACUUGAACGUCUCGCGGGGCGUCCAUCGCUUCCGCUUCCUCAACGCUGGGAACUCGCGCUUCUUCAUCCUCAACUUGGAUCACCCCAGCCUCGCCUUCUUCAAGAUUGGAUCCGAUGGCGGGCUGCUGACCACUCCAGUCCGGCAGCCGACGCUCAACCUGGGUCCAUCCGAGCGAGCCGACGUCCUGAUCGAUUUCUCGAGCUUGCGAGUGGGAGAGAACGUAACCAUCAGAAACACCGCCACCUCCGGCUUCGAGGCGGGCAAUGGAAACAACCAGUCGGUGUUCAUGUUUCGUGUCACAAGCUUCCCGCCGUCCAACGCAAUGCUCCCAUCUAACACGAUCGAUCCGGCCAUGGCCAACCUCACGGUUGCGGAGACGAUCCUCGCCACCACCGGCUUCAACAUCUCUGCCGCCAACGUGACCGGCGUCCGCCGCCGCCAGUUCGUGAUCAGCUUCAACCCCACGGUGGGGACGAUCUUCUCGGACGCCAACCGCACGUUCCGCAGCCCGGUGACCGAGAUCGUGCCGCUCUACACGAACGAGAUCUGGGAGUUCGUCAACACCUUUACCAACGGGGAUCACCCGAUACACAUCCACUUGAUCAAUUUCUUCGCGCUGGAUCAGCAGAACUACGAUGUGGCGAACUUCAUUCGGGGGGCGUGUAGCGUCAAUACUCCGUUUCUCGAUCCGACGAGCUGCUUCACAGGGAAUCCUCUGCCGCCGGACGUGGAUCACUUUGGAUGGAAGGACACGGCGCUGGUGAGGGCGAACCUCGUGACACGAUUCUUCGUGCCCUUCCGCCCGCGCGAGGCGACCCGGUUCGCGUUUGACCCGACUAUAUCUCCUGGGUAUGUGUGGCAUUGUCAUCUCCUGGAGCACGAGGACAAUGAGAUGAUGCGGCCAUUGUUGUUCACGAAUUAAGUACUCUUCUAUUUAACAUUGCACCUAAGUUCUUGGGGAUGAAUAGAAUGGUGAGUGUGUGCUA